AUAGGGGAGAGAACGCACAAGCUUCCCCGUUUAGUUAGCUACAUUAAAAUGAGUAUCUGAAAUACAUCACACCGCACAAGUUAGGAUUGAUAUUUACGGUUAUCUGCGAGUUUUCCCUAAAGAUGGACACAUUUCAGAAGGAGUUCCACAGACGAACGCGUUGUGACAGUGCCGCCUCACGACCCCAGUUUACAAACUGUCCCACAAUGAUUGUGAUGGUUGGUCUGCCAGCCAGGGGUAAAACCUACAUCUCCAAAAAGUUAACCCGAUAUCUAAAUUGGAUUGGAGUCCCAACUCAAGUCUUUAAUUUGGGUCAGUAUCGAAGGGAAGUUGUGCAGACUUAUAAGAACUAUGAAUUUUUUCGUCCAGACAAUGAAGAGGCCAUGAAAAUCCGCAGAGCCUGUGCCACAAAUGCUCUUAAGGACAUCGCUAAUUACUUCACUAAGGAGCAGGGACAAGUUGCAGUAUUUGAUGCCACCAAUACUACAAGGGAGAGAAGAGGAGUCAUUAUCAGUUUUGCCAAGGAGAGGGGCUAUAAGGUAUUUUUCAUUGAGUCGGUUUGUGAUGACCUAGAAAUCAUUGAGGCAAAUAUAAUGCAAGUGAAGCUGAGCAGCCCAGAUUAUGAAAACUACGACAAAGAAGAAGCACUGGUGGACUUUCUGAAGCGUAUUGAUUGUUACAAAUUGUCCUAUGUCCCCCUGGAUGAUGAAAAGGACAGGCACCUCUCCUUCAUUAAGAUCUUUAACGUGGGAUCCAGGUACCUCGUGAACCGCGUCCAGGAUCACAUUCAGAGUCGUAUAGUGUAUUACCUCAUGAACAUCCACGUCACACCACGAUCCAUCUAUCUGAGCCGCCAUGGAGAAAGUGAGCUCAACCUGCUGGGAAGAAUCGGUGGAGACUCAGGCCUCUCUUCACAGGGACUAAAGUACGCUAAGGCCCUUGCAGAGUUUAUCAGUGGUCAGUCCAUCAAGGACCUGAAGGUGUGGACCAGCCACAUGAAGAGGACCAUACAGACAGCAGAAACACUGGGCGUACCGUAUGAACAGUGGAAGGCACUGAAUGAAAUUCAUGCGGGGGUAUGUGAGGAGAUGAUGUACGAGGAGAUUCAGGCAACCCAUCCAGAAGAGUUUGCCUUAAGAGACCAGGACAAGUACCGUUACCGAUAUCCAAAGGGUGAAUCGUAUGAAGACCUGGUGCACCGCCUGGAGCCAGUCAUAAUGGAGCUUGAGAGACAAGAGAAUGUGCUGGUCAUCUGCCACCAGGCAGUCAUGCGUUGUCUACUGGCCUACUUUCUGGACAAGAGUGCAGAUGAUCUACCAUAUCUAAAGUGUCCUCUGCAUACUGUAGUCAAAUUGACUCCAUUAGCGUACGGAUGCAAAAUGGAGUCCUUCUAUUUAAACAUCCAAGCAGUGAACACGCACAGGGACAGACCCACAAAUGUGAAUAUUACAAGAAAGACAGAAGAAGCACUACAGACUGUACCUGAACAUCAGUAAUCACAAAAAAAAAAAAUCUUUGCACAAUCUACACACAGAUUGUGUAAAUGAAAAACAAGGUGGGAGGAAGGAAUCUAAGAAGACAUAUGCAUGUGUUUCCAUUAAGAUUAUCAAGUCUUACAAACACACAAGUGGGAUCUAAAAGUCUGAUACCAUAGUUGGGGGAAAAAAAGACAUAUUAAGACAUUCUGAAAGUAUAUAUUUUUAUACUUUAUUCAAAUUUUGUGGAUAAUAUACAUUUUCUUUACAAAUGAUAUUAAUUUUGUAUUAAAUUAGAAAAUGCAAAACAAUUUUGCUUUUUCACAAUAGGGUUCUCAGACUUUUGGAUUCUACAUUAGUUUUUAAAACCAAACAGUGAAAAUCAAGAAGCCCAUGUUUUUACUUUGUUGAUAAGAUGGUUGCAUUGACAAUGUUAUAAGAU
Molecule: messenger RNA, 1917 nt
Organism: Carassius carassius (crucian carp)
Lineage: Eukaryota; Metazoa; Chordata; Actinopteri; Cypriniformes; Cyprinidae
Product: 6-phosphofructo-2-kinase/fructose-2,6-bisphosphatase-like
Exons: 14
Coding region: 123-1496 (457 amino acids)
Biological process (GO): fructose 2,6-bisphosphate metabolic process; fructose metabolic process
Cellular component (GO): 6-phosphofructo-2-kinase/fructose-2,6-biphosphatase complex; cytosol
Molecular function (GO): fructose-2,6-bisphosphate 2-phosphatase activity; ATP binding; 6-phosphofructo-2-kinase activity
Source: RefSeq, a predicted model, not a curated record